AUGAACCCCGACAACGAGCUCCAAUACGACGGAAGCGAUAUGGACAUCGACUCUACUGUCGACCUUCGUGCUAGCCAGUUCGGCCAACCGAGUCUCCUCCCUCGCAGGGACCGCCCGGACCAUGCCCAACCUAACGACAACCAGACUCACCCCUUCGUGGCUAACUCUCCGAGGCCGAGCUCGUCUUUCGCGAAAAAAUCUGGGGCUAAGAACGCAAGAGCGAGCAUCUCGUCGCAUGCUGGAACCGACGUCUCUCCAUUCCCGCUACGACAGCCCACGUCAUCCUCGCACGAUCCACGCACACCGACCCAGUCUCGAGGCCAACGCGCUAGGACCGCGACGCCGGCAGCCCCAUCGAGACCGUCAACCAGGGCGAGCCGUAAGAGACCUGAGGAGAGAUCCCCCACGCCGCAGCCCUCUCGCUUCGAUCACGAGACGAGCGACGAGGAAAUGACACCUCGCAGCACAGUGGCUCGCGACUCGUCCCCGGAGAGCCACUACCCGACCCCGCCCCAUCAUAAACGAGGUCGCGGUCGCUACUCCGUCGCACGCGCUACGAGACGACGCUCCCAGCCGACGCCUGCUAGGACCCCGUCCCCAGACCCUUACGAUAUUAUCAUGCAAGAUCCCGACAUCGUCGUUCCCCCCGCCGGCUCCUUCAGACGUGUCCAGGGCGACCGCGUUGACUGGAAGAAGAGAAACAUGGACAUGGAACAGAUCGAAGCCUGGAAGGAAAUUUGUAUGGAUAGACCAACGGUAGCGGUGCAGGUCGGCGAACUGGGAACGGAGGCGCCUGGAGUUAACGAACGCAUUGACGACAUUGGCUCGAUCCUGUUCCGCCUCUCCCAGACACCGGGCAUCCUAGUCACCCCCGCGCAUCCACCGAAGCCGAUACAAGCCCAGGCCCUACCGAUAACACGCAACGCUCCUCCGAAACCCACGAACAAGGACCCGGUCUGGUAUCUGGUCGACGGCCUAUCAGAGAAAUGGUGCGCCGCGCUCAUCCGCGCCGCAUGGCUCAGCACUGUAAAGCUCUCUCUUAACUUCGAGGCCUGGACUCAUGAGAUCCCUAACUUAUGCGCGGCAUUCCGCCUCAUCUACCGCUUCCGCGCCAACAACAAGGACGAGUAUGAUGUGAUCGUCCGUCGAGAGCUGCUCGACUCUGACCUCAACAAGGUGGUCGUGGAUAUCCUCCUCAAGGACAUUGCGAGAGGCGGUCGCUGGAGGCGCUACACGAGGGACGAUGCCUUCGGGGAGAUACUAGACUCUGUCGACGUCGAUAUUGUCCAUUGCAACGUCACUCCACACCUCUCCGAACCAGUCGCAUUCCUCCAUAUCUCCUCGCCCACAUCUGACUGGCAAGACUGGCUAGUCUUCUGCGAUGCGAUCAGGAAGCACGGCUUCGGCUCGACCGCGACCGGACACCCUGUACUCUUCACCAACCGUGUCUACUGCGGCUACUGCCAUUCUCUCGGUCACACCCACCGCCGCACAUACUCCAACAGCAGCAGGCAAACAACGGUCGCGGAGGCCCUCGUGGCGGCAGAGGACGCGGCGGAGGCGGACGAGGACGUGGAGCUAGAGGUCGCGGUAUCUAACUCGCGAAGAGGAAUGUAA
Messenger RNA from Rhodofomes roseus, 1617 nucleotides. RefSeq lists its product as uncharacterized. NCBI's taxonomy places the organism in Eukaryota, Fungi, Basidiomycota, Agaricomycetes, Polyporales, Fomitopsidaceae. The record is from RefSeq and is a predicted model, not a curated record. The coding region runs from base 1 to 1617 and encodes 538 amino acids. The transcript is spliced from 3 exons.